Messenger RNA from Haliotis rufescens (red abalone), 1278 nucleotides. Its product is annotated as lengsin-like. The record is from RefSeq and is a predicted model, not a curated record. The transcript has 3 exons. NCBI's taxonomy places the organism in Eukaryota, Metazoa, Mollusca, Gastropoda, Lepetellida, Haliotidae. Gene Ontology annotation, molecular function: glutamine synthetase activity. The coding region runs from base 41 to 1267 and encodes 408 amino acids. Gene Ontology annotation, cellular component: membrane; cytoplasm.
UCCUUUGCACACCGGCUUUCUGCAUCAACUAAGAAGGACCAUGUCUCAGAUGUCGGUACCCUACGACUAUUUACGACUGACUGUCUGUGACGUAUCCGGAAAGUCCAGAGGAAGAAUUCUUCAUCGCCGCCAUGCCGAACACGUCUGUAGAACUGGGGUCACUGUAGGAGUAGGCGUUCCUGCGUCACUGCAAAGGGAUUUUGGCUUUGUAAUCAUUCCCGAUCUCAGCACAAUGAAAGCUAUUUCCUGGGAUGGUGGGGAACAGUUCAAGGUCGCUGAGGUCAUAUGUGACGCGUAUUGGUUGAAAGACAAGACUCCUGUUAACUGUUUUCCAAGAUAUGCUGCUAAACAACAACUCCAACGAUUGGCCAACAAUGGGUAUACGAUUUUGUCAGGAUUCGAGAUGGAAUACAUGUUGUAUUAUAAAGACCUACCUGCGUCGGGAAGAUGGCGAAUGCAUCACUUGGACCACACAAAACACAGUGCAUUUCUUUACGCCUUAGACAAUGGCAUGCAUAAUGCAGGUGUUGACGUUGAAAACUUUCAUACAGAGUGGGAUGCUGGACUCUUCGAGGGAGUUUUAAAGGCAUCCAAAGGCAUCACAGCUGCUGACUGGGCUUUUACCUUUCGAAGUGGAGCUCUUGAAGUAGCAACUAAGCACACAGAUUAUAAAGUCAGUUUUUUGUCCAAGCAAAAAACAGGUGAAGUCGGAAUGCAUUACAAUCAUUCGGUGUUAUCGAUUGAAAGUGGUGAAAAUAUUUUCAGUGAUUCCAGCAAACCCGAUGGUAUAUCUGAUUUUGGAAGAUGUUGGCUUGGUGGACUGCUAAAACACUCUAGAGCUCUCUCAGCUUUCUGGUGUCCUACAGUAAAUUGUUAUGAUCGAUUGCACCGCCCAAGGAGACCAAGAACAAUAAACUGGGCUUUGGAAAAUCGUCUUUCGUCUUUUCGAGUUAAAGCAGAUACUGAUAAACAAGGCGUCUACUUUGAGAACCGCAUUCCAAGUGGGAGAAGCAAUCCGUAUCUGACUCUUGCAGCGACUAUAGCUGCAGGUUUAGACGGAGUACUCAAUAACCUGGAUUGUCCUGCUCAAUGUCCAGACACAGAGGAGCCAGCUGCUAACUCCAAAUCAGCCAAUACUCUACCAACCACUCUACCCGAGGCACUAUCUGCCCUCCAGGCAGAUUCUGACCUGGUCAAUAUUCUCGGAAAGGAGCUGGUGGAAUGGUUUCUCGUAGUUGCUAAUCGAAACAUUCAGCGAUGCAACUGAACAAUGUCUUC